AUGACUAGCUUUGUGAUCUCGAAUGGUUGUUCAAGGAUACAUCGGAUUUUAACGGAUGAGGAAAGGUUUCGAGGAUGUAAAACACGUUGGACAGAACUUGAAGUUCACGGACGUGUCAAAAACAUUUCGUCUGGUUUAUUUGAAAUGCGCCAUUUAACAGCUCUUUUCCUUGGAAAUAAUCAACUUCAAGUAAUACCUUCUGGAAUUUCACAACUUUGUAAUCUUACUUUGUUGGACCUUUCUCACAAUAAAAUACGAAAUCUACCGAAAGAGAUUGGAGAUAUGGUGAUCUUUUUAUUAGCUCUCCUUUUUUGGACAAAUUAUUUGAACCUUAUAACCUUAAAAAAAUAUUUUAAGAUUUCUCUCUGCCAUCUCUAUUUAAAUUCAAAUCAGUUAAGAGUGUUACCUUAUGAACUUGGAAAGUUAUUUCGGCUGCAAACUUUUGCAUUGGCACACAACCCUCUUUCUCCAGAAAUCAGCAAAAUUUAUCAAGAUUUAAAUGGAGACAAGAAAUUAUUGCAAUAUUUAUUAGAUCAUCUUGCUUUAAAUAUUAUUCCACCUCCAGAACGAAAUUGGAUUGCAGCUAGAAACAUUGAUCCGGACAAGCCAAUUGCUACAUUUACCAUUCUUUGUUACAAUGUUCUGUGUGAUAAAUAUGCCACUUCAAAUCUCUACUCUUACUGCCCACAAUGGGCACUUAAUUGGGAGUGCAGAAAACAAUACAUCCUCAAAGAGAUUUUCAAUUAUAGCGCUGAUAUAAUUACAUUACAGGAAGUUGAGACUGAGCAAUUCAAAACUUUAUUUCAACCAAAGUUGGAGGUGGAAGGAUAUUCUGGCGUAUUUUACCCAAAAUCACGGUCAAAAACUAUGAAUGAGGAAGAAAAAAAGUAUGUCGAUGGAUGUGCAAUUUUUUGGAAGAAAGACAAAUUUGAAAUGGAAAGAAAUCAACCAAUUGAAUUUACAAAAGUAGCAAUUGAAAAAGCACAAGCACAUGAAAAUAUGCUUAAUCGAGUAAUGCCUCGUGACAAUAUUGCUUUGGCAGCUGUUUUGCGUAUUAAAGACAACCUUUAUGGACCUCAUCGAGUACCUCCUAACACAAAUGAUAAUGUUAGUGGAAGUCUUUUGGUUGUUUGUACAGCACAUAUUCAUUGGGAUCCAGAAUUUUGUGAUGUAAAAUUAAUUCAGUCAAUGAUGUUAGUUCACGAAUUGCAAAAAUUGUUGGAUAUUGUUGCCGUAAAAUAUAGUUUAAAUGUUCAACAGAUUCCUGUUUUGAUAUGUGGAGAUUUUAAUUCUUUACCUGAUUCUGGUGUUGUUGAAUUUUUAAGUAAAGGAGCAAUAUCAAAAGAUCAUCCAGAUUUGAAAAGUUUUAGAGAGGAAAGCUGUCUAAGUUGUUUAUCAUCAGAUUUGAAGGAUCAAAGAAAUUUUACUCAUUCACUACGUCUUGAUAGCGCCGUUGAUACUGCACAGAUUCCGUACACCAACUAUACGCUUGACUUUAAAGGAACGAUAGAUUAUAUAUUUGCAACACCGCAGUCUUUGGCACGUCUUGGUACUCUUGGCCCACUUGAUUCCACUUGGGUCCAACAGAACAAGUUUGUUGGUUUUCCUCAACCACACGUGCCUAGCGACCACAUUCCAAUAAUGGCACAAUAUGCAGUUAUUCCGGCAUCACACCAAAGAUCUCUGCCGCCUAUACAGCACUAUGGAUCGUCACAUUCGGGAGGGUUUGGUGCUAUUGGAAGAUGAUGAUGCUUACCUUUUUAUGGGUAUUUUUACUUUUUGUUUUUGGGGAAUUUAAAUAUGUGAAUCUGACAAAAUGUGUGUAUAUUGAGUUCUCUGACAAAUUUAAUAACAUAUAAAAGCAAAUAUUGUUGAAAGAAAUGUGAAGGAGUUUAUAAGUAUGAUC
Molecule: messenger RNA, 1906 nt
Organism: Meloidogyne enterolobii
Lineage: Eukaryota; Metazoa; Nematoda; Chromadorea; Rhabditida; Meloidogynidae
Source: the annotation of a GenBank genome assembly